Rhodotorula toruloides NP11 is the source of this 1209-nucleotide messenger RNA. RefSeq lists its product as uncharacterized. The transcript is spliced from 2 exons. The record is from RefSeq and is a predicted model, not a curated record. Bases 1 to 1209 code for a protein of 402 amino acids. Lineage: Eukaryota; Fungi; Basidiomycota; Microbotryomycetes; Sporidiobolales; Sporidiobolaceae.
AUGGCUAAGGAGUACAAGCUCUCGCAGACACUGUCUGUCCCAUGGACUUGCGAUAGCUACGGGUACUACUCCUUCGACCCGGUCGACUUCCAGGCGCCCGACUUCCCGCUGCAUUUGCGCGUCUCGUACGACGGAGGCACCGCCUGCCUCACGUUCGAGUGGCGUGCAAGCACUGAGCCAAUCGCCAUCUCGCAAGCUGCCUUCAAGUUGACGACGAGCGGUUCGCUCGCUUUGGAGGUGGUUCUUCCGGCGACGCACGUCGACACGGGCUGCGGAGGACAUGCGAAGCGCUAUUGGACGAACCCCACCGGAAGCUGCGGCAGCACGAGCUUCUCCGUCAAGGCGACUUUGACGGCUAGCGCCUCAGGCAAUGCGUGUGCCCAGCUCGUCCAGGAGCGUCAGGCUUCUGCCGAGCUCGCAAGGGAGACCAUGAGCAAGCAGGUGCCGAACGAUGUCGCUCUCGCCUUCCCGCGCAAUCAGCAAGUCCUCUGGUCGACUGAGUCUACUCUCGCCGCCAGCUCUUCUCUUCUUGGCACGUUGCUUCAGUCAGACUUCAAAGAAGGAGUUGCGUGCAUCAAUCUCGACGGCGUCUUCACGUCCCUCGACUUAACGUGCGCCGACCUCCCUUUCGACGACUCGGACGACGAGACGGACAAGUCGGAACUCGUCAAGCCUGUCAAAGCACACGCCAGCACUCUCGCCCCUUUCAAGCUCAUCAAGGUCACGGAGAACUGCUUCGUCACCUACGCCGCUGUUCUCGCCUGCUUGUCCUCGCGCCACAUCGCCUUCGCGCCUCUUCUUUCCAGCUUCAUUGACGAGACCAACAGGUCGCGGACUGCAGCACGCAGGGCGCACCUGGAGCGAUUUGUUGAGCAGCACCCGAACCUGCCCCUACCCGCCUCGCCCAAGUCCGUCUACCGCCUCGCUCACUACCUCGGCCUCGAGCAGCUCGCCAAGGUCGCUCUCAACAACCUCGAGUCGCAAUUGACCCCCAAGAACGCCGCCUGCGAGCUCUUCUCGCGCCUCGCCUGCUGCUACCCGCAACUUAGGGACGUUGUCCUCUCCUACGUCGUCGAAAAUUGGGAAAAAGUGGUCGAGUCCGGAGCCUGGAAGGAAAUGGAGAAGGACGCUGACGCGGGCAAGUUGCCUGCGGAGUUUGUCAAGACGGCGUUGCUGCUCGCCGCCAAGGCGCUCAAGGCGAAGAAGUAG